CCCAAGCCCCCUCCACUCCCCAUCUGCACACACAGAGAGGAGGAGAAGGUGAGGACUGGGAGACGGGGUGGUAGGGAGAGGAGGUCAGCCGUGAACUUGAGCUGGCUCGGUUGGGUAUUAGCGCCACCCGAGCUUGCAGCCUGUGUGAGUGUGAGGGGGAGAGUGAGAGCAAGGGAGGGAGAGAGAGGCAGGCUGCGAGAGGAGAGAGGAGAGGGGGAGCAAGCGCUCCGCCAGCAUGAGGACGGGCUUCUCUUUUCCGUGCUCAGUUAAUCUGGCUGUCAGUUGGUGUUAACGCUGCCGUUUAAGUGCUCCGAUUCCAAGGGAAACAGACAAACCUCCCAGAAGGAAAGAAGGAAGCAGCAAGGAAGGCAGGAACUGCAGGAGGAAAAGAACAGGCAGAACAGAGAGGAAUCAAGGGAAGGGGGGGGGAAAUACCAAAUCUAUGACUGGACCUGGGCUUCUUUUUCGCCAAUGCAAAAAGGAAUAUGCAGCACAUUUUUGCCUUCUUCUGCACCGGUUUCCUAGGCGCGGUAGUAGGUGCCAAUUUCCCCAACAAUAUCCAGAUCGGGGGAUUAUUUCCAAACCAGCAGUCACAGGAACAUGCUGCUUUUAGAUUUGCUUUGUCACAACUCACAGAGCCCCCAAAGCUGCUCCCCCAGAUUGAUAUUGUGAACAUCAGCGACAGCUUUGAGAUGACCUAUAGAUUCUGUUCCCAGUUCUCCAAAGGAGUCUACGCCAUCUUUGGGUUUUAUGAACGGAGAACUGUCAACAUGCUGACCUCCUUCUGUGGGGCCCUCCAUGUCUGCUUCAUUACACCGAGCUUUCCCGUUGACACCUCCAAUCAGUUUGUCCUUCAGCUGCGCCCUGAGCUGCAGGAUGCUCUUAUCAGCAUCAUCGACCAUUACAAGUGGCAGAAAUUUGUCUACAUUUAUGAUGCCGACCGGGGUCUGUCCGUCCUGCAGAAAGUCCUGGACACAGCUGCCGAGAAGAACUGGCAGGUGACAGCAGUCAACAUUUUAACCACCACAGAGGAGGGAUACCGGAUGCUCUUUCAGGACCUGGAAAAGAAAAAGGAGCGGCUAGUGGUUGUGGACUGUGAAUCAGAACGCCUCAAUGCCAUCUUGGGCCAGAUCAUAAAGCUGGAGAAGAACGGCAUCGGCUACCACUACAUCCUUGCAAAUCUGGGUUUCAUGGAUAUUGACUUAAACAAAUUCAAGGAGAGUGGAGCAAAUGUUACAGGUUUCCAGUUGGUGAACUACACAGACACCAUCCCAGCCAAGAUCAUGCAACAGUGGAAGAAUAGCGAUGCUCGAGACCACACCCGAGUGGACUGGAAGAGACCUAAGUACACCUCUGCGCUCACCUACGACGGGGUGAAGGUGAUGGCUGAGGCUUUUCAGAGCCUGCGGAGGCAGAGAAUCGAUAUAUCCCGCCGAGGGAACGCUGGGGACUGCCUGGCUAACCCAGCCGUGCCGUGGGGCCAGGGGAUCGACAUCCAGAGAGCGCUGCAGCAGGUGCGGUUUGAAGGCUUGACAGGAAACGUGCAGUUUAAUGAGAAGGGACGCCGGACCAACUACACCCUCCAUGUGAUUGAAAUGAAGCAUGAUGGCAUCCGAAAGAUUGGUUACUGGAAUGAAGAUGAUAAGUUUGUCCCUGCAGCCACCGAUGCUCAAGCUGGGGGGGACAAUUCAAGUGUCCAGAAUAGGACAUACAUCGUCACUACAAUCCUAGAAGAUCCUUAUGUGAUGCUCAAGAAGAAUGCCAACCAGUUUGAGGGCAAUGACCGCUACGAGGGCUACUGUGUAGAGCUGGCAGCAGAGAUUGCCAAGCAUGUGGGCUACUCCUACCGUCUUGAGAUUGUCAGCGAUGGAAAAUAUGGAGCCCGUGACCCUGACACCAAGGCUUGGAACGGCAUGGUGGGAGAGCUGGUCUAUGGAAGAGCCGAUGUGGCCGUAGCUCCUUUAACUAUCACCUUGGUCCGGGAAGAGGUGAUAGAUUUCUCCAAGCCAUUUAUGAGUUUGGGGAUCUCCAUCAUGAUAAAAAAGCCACAGAAGUCCAAACCUGGGGUCUUCUCCUUCCUCGAUCCUUUGGCUUAUGAGAUUUGGAUGUGCAUUGUCUUUGCCUACAUUGGAGUGAGUGUCGUCCUUUUCCUGGUCAGCCGCUUCAGCCCCUAUGAAUGGCACAGUGAAGAGUUUGAGGAAGGGCGGGACCAGACAACCAGUGACCAGUCCAAUGAGUUUGGGAUAUUCAACAGUCUGUGGUUCUCCCUGGGAGCAUUCAUGCAACAAGGAUGUGACAUUUCUCCCAGGUCCCUGUCUGGCCGCAUUGUUGGUGGUGUCUGGUGGUUCUUCACCUUGAUCAUCAUCUCCUCAUACACAGCCAACCUGGCUGCCUUCCUGACCGUGGAGAGGAUGGUGUCUCCCAUCGAGAGUGCUGAGGACCUAGCGAAGCAGACGGAAAUCGCUUAUGGGACCCUGGAAGCAGGGUCCACUAAGGAGUUCUUCAGGAGGUCUAAAAUUGCCGUGUUUGAGAAGAUGUGGACAUACAUGAAGUCAGCGGAGCCAUCAGUUUUUGUGAGGACCACAGAGGAGGGAAUGAUCCGAGUGAGGAAAUCCAAAGGCAAAUAUGCCUACCUUCUGGAAUCCACCAUGAAUGAGUACAUUGAGCAGCGGAAACCCUGUGACACCAUGAAGGUGGGAGGUAACUUGGAUUCCAAAGGCUAUGGCAUUGCGACACCCAAGGGGUCCGCCCUGAGAGGUCCCGUAAACCUAGCGGUUUUGAAACUCAGUGAGCAAGGCGUCUUAGACAAGCUGAAAAGCAAAUGGUGGUACGAUAAAGGGGAAUGUGGAAGCAAGGACUCCGGAAGUAAGGACAAGACGAGCGCCCUGAGCCUCAGCAAUGUGGCAGGCGUGUUCUACAUCCUGAUCGGAGGACUUGGACUAGCCAUGCUGGUUGCCUUAAUCGAGUUCUGCUACAAAUCCCGUAGUGAAUCCAAGCGGAUGAAGGGUUUCUGUUUGAUCCCACAGCAAUCCAUCAAUGAAGCCAUACGGACAUCGACGCUCCCACGUAACAGUGGGGCAGGAACCAGCGGUGGCGGUAGUGGAGAAAAUGGCCGUGUAGUCAGCCACGACUUCCCCAAGUCCAUGCAGUCGAUUCCCUGCAUGAGCCACAGUUCAGGGAUGCCCUUGGGAGCCACGGGAUUGUAA
Messenger RNA from Neomonachus schauinslandi (Hawaiian monk seal), 3206 nucleotides. RefSeq names its product glutamate ionotropic receptor AMPA type subunit 1 (gene GRIA1). Lineage: Eukaryota; Metazoa; Chordata; Mammalia; Carnivora; Phocidae. Gene Ontology annotation, molecular function: transmitter-gated monoatomic ion channel activity involved in regulation of postsynaptic membrane potential; AMPA glutamate receptor activity. The coding region runs from base 486 to 3206 and encodes 906 amino acids. Gene Ontology annotation, biological process: modulation of chemical synaptic transmission; synaptic transmission, glutamatergic; monoatomic ion transport. The transcript has 16 exons. Gene Ontology annotation, cellular component: AMPA glutamate receptor complex; postsynaptic membrane; dendritic spine. The record is from RefSeq and is a predicted model, not a curated record.